AUGUUGCUCACAAGGACUCGAAUCAAGUGGUGGCGGCUGCAGAUCUUAUGGAUGGACUUUACUGGCUUUUACGUCGACGUGCUUCAUAAGAUGGUCUCCAACAACAUGAUCAAAGAUGUGGAAGUGCCUCUCAAGUCAAGUGGAUCAGUCGGAAAGCGGAGACUGCAUUCAGAAGUAUAUCACGAUGGUGCAGACGCAGUUCGUCAAGAAGGUCAAGUUUGUGCGCCACGACGAGCUCGAGAGCUUGCGACGAGCUCGCUUCAAGAUUUCUACGAGGAUGAAGGCAUUGAACAGCAGACGACGGUGCCGUAUGCACACCAGAACAACGGAACAGCAAUCGCGCCAUCGGGACUAUCGUCACGAUCGGCCGCAGCAUGCUUCACCAUGCCAAGUUGGACAAGUGCUUCUGGGCUGAAUUAG
This is a messenger RNA of Peronospora belbahrii, 420 nucleotides long. NCBI's taxonomy places the organism in Eukaryota, Oomycota, Peronosporomycetes, Peronosporales, Peronosporaceae. The record is from the annotation of a GenBank genome assembly.